This is a messenger RNA of Nezara viridula (southern green stink bug), 1209 nucleotides long. The record is from the annotation of a GenBank genome assembly. NCBI's taxonomy places the organism in Eukaryota, Metazoa, Arthropoda, Insecta, Hemiptera, Pentatomidae.
AUGGAUAAAGAAGUUCUUGAAGUAGCACUGAAGAGGUUCGCCAGAGAAACUAAAGUUGCAUCAGUUAUCGACGUGGAAGCGAUAGCGGCACUACCAAAAGGAGAGAACUAUACUUCGACCAUCCUGAGGGUAACAGCGAAAGUAGUCUUGAGCAACGGAAGACUGGCCAAGAAGUCCUUCAUCAUGAAGCAGCUCCUUACUAUUGGGGGAGCAGGUGAUUGGCUAGAGCAGAACAACGUCGCAAAAUCAGAGAACCAUAUAUAUUCCGUAAUACAUAAACAUAUGACCUAUCUAAUGGAGGAAUUCGAAGAUACAGAUGAACCACUUUGGUGUAACAUCAUUCAUUAUGAUCCAGGCUCGCUCAUGAUUCUAUUAGAAGACCUAAAGAUAAAGGGGUACAGCGUGGUUCCUCGACAGAACGGUAUGGAUAUGGACCAUGCCAUUCUAUCCCUGAGGGGACUGGGAAGGUACCACGGGAUGGCGAAGGUACUCGAAGAGCGGGGGAUCAUUUCGAAAGAUGACUACAAGCCCAAUAGCGUACUAACCGACGACGAAGUCAUCAAAUGUUACCUUCAUGGAGGUCUUCUGAAUACCUCAAGAGUUAUCCAGAAGUACUGGGGCUCUGAUUGGGAAGAAAUAGGAAAGAAGCUGAACAUAUCAUAUGAAGAAUUUUAUGAAAAGUACACGAAUUCAGGAAAAUGUAAAGACUCAGAAUUCAGUUGCCUCAUCCACGGUGACUGCUGGUCAAACAAUAUGAUGUUUAAGUACGACUUUCAGAAGAGGCCAAUAGCUGUGAAAUUCCUCGACUACCAGUUUCCCAAUUACAACUCGCCCUGUGUAGACGUUACGAACUUCAUGUACUUGAGCAUUCGACCUGCGGUUCGACGAGAGAAUUAUAAUUUCCUGUUGAAGACUUAUCACGACUCCUUGGUCAGAUCUUUGGACAAGUUCGGUUACAGUGGCAAAAAGCCCACUCUUGAGGAUAUAACCGCUUCAAUGAAACACCUCGAGUUCUUCGGACUCUCAAUUUUCGCUAGCAUCUACGCAGGUCUCAGUGGUGAAUCGACAACAGCUUUUGAUUCGGAAAAGCUACUAAAAACUGAGGGUGCAGAAGGAUUCGACGAGGAGACCCUCAUGGAACCGGGAAUCAUAGAAAAGAUUGGACCAGACCUAAUCGACUUAGUGGAAAAAUAUCUGAAAAAUCUUUGA